AUGGGUACAAAACAUCAGCCUACUACCAUUGAGACGGCGGACGACGAACCCGUGGCUGUGGCGCACUUGGAGGACAAGUGUGAGCUUGGUCCUGAUAAGCAUGCUGGCGUGGCGGACUAUACCGGCGCGGAAGCCAAGUCAGAUCCGGAAGAGAUUGCGCUUGUACGAAAGAUUGACUGGAGACUGAUGCCAACGUUGUGCAUCAUGUACUUUUUGAACUACGUUGACCGCAAUGCCAUUGCGCAAGCUCGCUUGAACAACUUGGAAGAUGACUUGGGAAUGACUGGUGUUCAGUUCAACACUUGUGUUAGCAUUCUCUUCGUGGGUUACGUCCUGAUGCAGGUCCCAUCGAAUAUGCUUAUUACUCGUGUCCGCCCAGGUAUCUACAUGAGUACUUGGAUGUUCAUUUGGGCUAUUGUAUCGGCUUGCACAGCGCUGGUGCAGAACUUCGCCGGAUUGGUCAUAUGUCGGUUCUUCCUAGGUGUUACUGAGGCGCCGUUCUACCCCGGAGCUACAUACAUGCUCUCAAUCUUCUACACGCGCAAGGAAGUCGCAACACGUAUUGCGACACUUUACUGCGCGCAGAUCUUGGCUACUGGGUUCAGUGGAUUGAUCGCAGCAGGAGUAUUCCAACUAGAUGGUGCUCGAGGCAUCGCAGGGUGGCGUUGGCUAUUCAUUAUUGAAGGAGCGGCGACCGGAUUGGUGGCUAUCUGGGGUUUCUUCAUGCUUCCCAACACCCCACUCACCACUAGCUGGCUCAACCCAAGGGAACGUGAACUUGCUCAUGCACGUAUGGAGCGUGACCGACUCGGCGACUCCACAGGUCCUGUCAGUAUGAUGGAGGGGCUGAGGCAGGCGUGCCGCGACAAGAGGACGUGGCUGUUCUGUCUCAUGCAGAACUUCCAUCUCAGUGCUUGCUCGUUCAACUCUUUCUUCCCAACUGUUGUCAAGACCCUCGGCUUCAGCACCACAAUUACUCUGGUACUGACAUGCCCUCCCUUCCUGCUCGCAGGCGCGGCAGGUAUUGCUACAGGCUGGAGUUCAGGACGCAUGCAUGAACGUACCUGGCAUAUCACCGGUGGACUACUCGUCGCCAUUGUCGGAUUCGUCAUCGCUGCUAGUACGUUGAACACGGCAGGUCGAUACGUUGCGUGCUUUAUCUUCCCCAUUGGCGCUUACUCGGUCAACUCCGUCAUCAUCGGUUGGGCGUCUUCGACGCUCAGUCAAACAAAAGAGAAGAAAGCUGUGGUCCUUGCGAUGACAAAUGUCGGAGGUCAAAUUGGUUACAUCUACGGCGCAUACCUCUGGCCAAACUCCGACAAGCCAAGGUUCGGAAUUGGAUUCGGUGCAUCAGCUGGGUUUGCGCUGUGCUCAAUUGCCUGUGCUUGGGUGAUUCGCAUGAUGCUUAUCAAAGAGAACCAAAAGCUCAAGGCUUCGACCAAUGAGCGCGUCAACUUGUACGGAUACUAA
This is a messenger RNA of Alternaria atra, 1470 nucleotides long. RefSeq lists its product as uncharacterized. Gene Ontology annotation, cellular component: membrane. The transcript has 5 exons. The record is from RefSeq and is a predicted model, not a curated record. The coding region runs from base 1 to 1470 and encodes 489 amino acids. Gene Ontology annotation, biological process: transmembrane transport. Lineage: Eukaryota; Fungi; Ascomycota; Dothideomycetes; Pleosporales; Pleosporaceae. Gene Ontology annotation, molecular function: transmembrane transporter activity.